Molecule: messenger RNA, 1604 nt
Organism: Prorocentrum cordatum
Lineage: Eukaryota; Dinophyceae; Prorocentrales; Prorocentraceae
Source: the annotation of a GenBank genome assembly
CGUGGUGGCCAGGGCCAUCUCCCGCGUGCUGCGCAACCUCCCCUUCAUCGCCGCGGGACCUCGGCAAGGACCCGUGGGCGCGGCCGGCCGAGGGCUCCGGCUGCCUGCCGCGGGCCUUCGACGUCCCCAUACUGCUCGGCGCGCUGGCGUGGUCGCUGCUCGUGAGGAUCUUCACCUUCCUAUCGCUCUACGUCAUCCCGUUUGUGGAGAUCGUUGAGAUCUUCUUUGGGAAGAACAUGCGCGAGUAUUUCUGCUCCCGUCAUCAUGAAUGGGAGCUCUCGAUGGGCGACGACCUGGCAGGACCAGAGCUCAUGUCCCAGAACAUGCUCCUAGACCUGUGCACUCUGCCGCUGCAGCUGUUCUUUCUGGCGCUUGUGGUUGCUAUUGCGCUUCGCGUGCUCACAGCACUGAAAUGUUUUGGCAAGCAUGGAAGCAUUGGGGACUUAUGGCUGCACGGUUGUUCUGCAGCUGUUGCGAGGCUAGCUGCCCUGAUGGCCGUACUUGUGAUUAUCGUAGGCACUACGACCUUCUUUGAGAAGUGGGCCACCGAAAUGCAUGUUCACAAGGGGAGGGGGGCUUGUGCAGCAUACACCGCGCACGUGGAGAAGGUGCGCCAGAAUUGCAGCAGCCUGAACGGGCGAUGGCUGUCGUGGGCGUCGCGGUACCACGAGGUUGAAUUCUAUGAAGUUGCGAGGGGGCACGGUUCGCAUCAACGGAACGGUUCUGUUAUCUUUCCAAGUAUCGUUCACAAUUUGAAGCGCAUGAACAGCACCAUUGCAGAGGGGGUUACCCGUGGGGCAGAGGACUUAGCGCGUACACUAAGCGAUUCGCUCAUUCCUGCAACCUGGACGCUCUUGAUGGUUGCGAUUCUGGGUACGUUGAUGUUCGUACCUUUCUUCCCGAGCACGAUAGCAACGAUCGUGAUGUUGGUGUUGCCCAUCAUGGUUUCGGCUCUGUUUGGAAGCAUCGUUCAGUGGAGGGUCUUCGGUACCCUACGGAGGAUACAGCUUCUUGCCUGGAACCAUGCUUAUUACAGAAGUGACACGUGGGCCAUGAUGUAUCAAGGCUCCCUGAUCGCUUCCAUGAUUAUUCUGCCGUUCUAUUUAUUUCUUCGAGGCAACAGCCACAAGUUCUACCGACGUAGCCUGCGACGUGCCUUCUUCGCGGGUGGCAAAGAGGUGCCUUGGGGCAGGAUCGCAGACAAUCCGUUUUGCCCGAUGCUCAUCCUGAAUGCCGCGGUCAUAGCGCGGUGGCGGAUAUACCCUGGGAGCGCCCAUCCUGGGGCGGACGAAGGGGAACGGUUGGGAAAGGGGAGUGCGAAGGCUGCUGCACGCAGCUGGCUUCUGCUGCACCUCUGGGCACUUUCCUGGACGAACGGAGGCCUCCAGCGCUGGGAGGCGCCCGGAAGCAGUUGCGUGCAGCGGAUUCGCCCCUUCUCUAUCCCCCCUUUUGUCGCCCACCCCGGCCAUCCGAUCAACCACCUGACGGUCACCCCGUACCACACAGGCGCGGGAGACCCUUGCUCAGACCGCCCGACCGGCCCAGACCUCUGACGUCGUGGCUUUUUUGACUCUGCGCCAAGUUUUCCUCUUCCUCCGCGUGCU